This is a messenger RNA of Marmota monax (woodchuck), 2688 nucleotides long. Its product is annotated as solute carrier family 26 member 10. The coding region runs from base 189 to 2261 and encodes 690 amino acids. Lineage: Eukaryota; Metazoa; Chordata; Mammalia; Rodentia; Sciuridae. The transcript is spliced from 17 exons. Gene Ontology annotation, biological process: transmembrane transport. The record is from RefSeq and is a predicted model, not a curated record. Gene Ontology annotation, molecular function: oxalate transmembrane transporter activity; bicarbonate transmembrane transporter activity; chloride transmembrane transporter activity. Gene Ontology annotation, cellular component: membrane.
AUCCGGCCAAGGAUGUCCGAGGAAACGCCUAACGGGAGGACUCUCCCCUCCCAAGGCUGACCUGAAGGUCCCUGAGAAAUGGCGUUCUCCAGGGCCGGAUUGGACCCUGCUUCUUGGAGGCGGGACUCUGGGCUAGCCGAGGAAGGUGUAUUUAAGACCGUGAGGAGUUGGAAGGAGUCAAGGACAAAAUGAGUGGGCUACUGGGUGCCAGGACUUGCUCAAGCCCAGGAGAGGCCUCAGACCUUAAGUACCCACUGGGCACCAGGCUCAGGGAGCCCCUUACCGAGGCUCGGUUCCAGCAGCUCUUCGGGGAUGAAGAGCAGGUUCAGGAGCUACCGACUGAGCCCGUCGGGCCAAAGCUGUGCAGGAUGUGGAGGAGACCCGCCAGCGCCUGUUCCAGGCCGGGGGCGUGGCGCCUGCUGCAGGCUCGGUUGCCCCCACUGCGCUGGUUGCCCCUCUACCGCUGGCGGGCCUGGCUACUCGGGGAUGCUGUGGCCGGAGUGACCGUGGGCGUUGUACACGUACCCCAGGGUAUGGCUUUUGCCCUCCUGACCUCGGUACCUCCAGUGUUCGGACUCUACACUUCUUUCUUUCCCGUUCUCAUCUACAGCCUGCUGGGUACUGGGAGACACCUGUCUACCGGAACUUUCGCUGUACUCAGUCUCAUGACGGGCUCCGCGGUAGAGCGGCUGGUGCCCGAACCCCUCAGCCGGAACCUGAGUGGAAUCGAGAAGGAGCAGUUGGACGCUCAGCGGGUUGGGGCGGCCGCCGCAGUGGCCUUCGGGAGUGGGGCGCUCAUGCAGCUGGGGAUGUUCGUGCUGCAGCUUGGCGUUUUGUCCACCUUUUUGUCGGAACCUGUGGUCAAGGCGCUGACCAGCGGGGCCGCGCUGCACGUGCUUGUAUCCCAGCUUCCAAGCCUUUUGGGGUUGUCUCUUCCGCGCCAGAUCGGCUGCUUCUCUCUCUUCAAGACGCUGGCAGCUGUGCUCACAUCGCUGCCCCGGAGCAGUCCAGCCGAACUGACCAUAUCGGCUCUCAGCCUGGCGCUGCUUGUGCCGGUCAAGGAAUUGAACGUGAGAUUCCGAGACAGGCUACCUACCCCGAUUCCAGGGGAAAUCGUCAUGGUGCUUUUGGCCUCCGUGCUCUGCUUCACCUCUUCCCUGGACACAAAAUACAACGUUCAGAUAGUGGGGCUGUUGCCUGAAGGAUUUCCCCAACCCCUCCUCCCCAGUCUGGCUGAGCUGCCCAGGAUUCUGGCUGACUCGCUGCCCAUCGCACUGGUUACCUUUGCUGUGUCGGCCUCCCUGGCCUCCAUGUAUGCAGACAAGUAUAGCUACACUAUUGACCCCAACCAGGAGCUCUUGGCCCAUGGCGUCUCCAACCUCAUCUCCUCCUUCUUCUCUUGCUUUCCCAACUCUGCUUCACUGGCCACAACGAGCCUACUAGUGGACGCUGGUGGGAAUACACAGUUGGCAGGCCUCUUCUCCUGUAUAGUUGUCCUUUUGGUGCUGCUGUGGCUGGGACCCUUCUUCUACUAUCUGCCAAAGGCUGUCCUGGCUUGCAUCAACAUCUCCAGUAUGCGCCAGAUGUUCUUCCAGAUGCAGGAACUUCCACAGCUAUGGCACAUCAGUCGCAUGGACUUUGCUGUGUGGAUAGUCACAUGGGUAGCUGUAGUGACACUGAAUGUGGACCUGGGUCUGGCCGUGGGUGUGAUCUUCUCCAUGAUGACAGUGGUCUGCCGCACGCAAAGGGUCCAGUGCCUAGCACUUGGAUUGGCUGAGGGAACAGAACUCUACCGGCCACUCAGAGAGAGCCAUAGGCUCCUCCAGGUCCCAGGUCUCUGUAUCUUGAGAUAUCCAACACCACUCUACUUUGGGACUCGUGGGAACUUUCGCCGCAUCUUGGAGUGGCAUCUGGGGCUUGGAGAAGGAGGCAAGGCAUCUCCAAAGCCAGGUAACUUACCAGACACAGUUGCUGAGCCUGUCAGAGUUGUGGUCCUAGACUUCAGUGGUGUCACCUUUGCAGAUGCUGCUGGGGCCAGGGAAGUGGCACAGCUAGCUAGCCGAUGCAGGGAUGUAGGGAUCCACCUUCUCCUAGCUCAAUGUAAUGCCUCUGUGCUGGAGACACUGGCCCGGGCAGGAGUCUUGGACAGAGUGACCCCACAACAGCUGUUUGUGAGUGUCCAGGAUGCAGCUGCUCAUGCCUUGGAGAAACUGGUAAGGGGCAGCAGCGUCUGGAGUGGGAGCCAGGAGGUGCUACACUAGGACAAGGGGGUGAGGCAGGUGAGUGCCUGAAGAUUCAGAGAGUUUCAGGAAAGGUUUCAGUAAAGAAGGAAGAUCAUGAAGGACAGGAUGGGGAAGAGAUGAUUAGCAGAUUCAAGACAAGUCAGGAAAACUGGGCCAAGCUAUGAGUGAAGAAACAAAGAACUAACGUUCCAAAGUGGGUGGUGUGACACUCAGAGCAUUGCCAAAUCUCCAUGAGGGAAGGGGUACUCAAACUAUUCCCAACCUGUCCACUCUCGUCUCCAGGAACUCACUGGCUCAACGAUUUGCACAGUAUGGAUAUGACCAUGUCACUUGGAGUAUGAAGGUCUCCAAUGAUGUGUGUCUAUGUGUGUGUUUGAAGAAGGCCAUGAUCCUUCAGCUCCCUUACCUAAUGUAAUGAAUAAAAUGAAGCUGAAACCCUCUGGGA